AUGAAGCUCCUGCCCGUUGCCCCUCUCCUCCUGCUUCUGCUGACGACACUGGAAGCCAGACCAAAACCUGCAGGCUUGGCCCUGAAGUGCAGGACAGGUCCCCUGGACAUCGUGUUUGUGAUCGACAGCUCCCGCAGCGUGCGCCCCUUCGAGUUUGAGACCAUGCGGCGGUUCAUGAUGGACAUCAUCGGCAGCCUGGACGUGGGCCCCAACGCCACACGGGUGGGGGUGAUCCAGUACUCCAGCCAGGUGCAGAACGUCUUCUCCCUCAAGACCUUCUUCACGCGGGCGGACAUGGAGAAGGCCAUCAACAGCAUCAUGCCGCUGGCCCAGGGCACCAUGACGGGGCUGGCCAUCCAGUACGCCAUGAACGUGGCCUUCACCACGCAGGAGGGCGCGCGCCCUCUGCACAAGAAGAUUCCCCGCAUCGCCAUCAUCGUGACGGACGGACGGCCCCAGGACCGUGUCACCGAGGUGGCCACCCAGGCCCGGAAUGCUGGCAUCGAGAUCUACGCCGUGGGCAUCCAGCGGGCAGACAUGAACUCGCUGCGGGCCAUGGCCUCACCACCGCUGGAGGAGCACGUCUUCCUGGUGGAGUCCUUCGAGCUCAUCCAGCAGUUCGGGAAGCAGUUCCAGGACAAGCUCUGUGGGGUGGACAUGUGCAUGGAGCGGGAGCACGGCUGCCAGCACAGCUGCGUCAGCACCCCCAGCUCCUUCUACUGCGAAUGCAACCCGGGCUACAGGCUCAACGUGGACGGAAAGACCUGUUCCCGGUGCGGGGCCGGUCAUGUUGACCUGGUGAUGGUGAUUGAUGGCUCCAAGAGUGUCCGGCCCCAAAACUUCGAGCUGGUGAAGCAGUUUGUGAACCGCAUCGUGGACCUGCUGGAGGUGUCCCCCCACGGCACGCGGGUGGGGCUGGUGCAGUACUCCAGCCGUGUCCGCACCGAAUUCCCCCUCAACAAGUACCACAGUGCAGAUGAAAUCAAGAAGGCGGUGAUGGAGGUGGAGUACAUGGAGAAAGGCACCAUGACAGGUCUUGCCCUCAAGCACAUGGUGGAGCACAGCUUCUCCGAGCUGGAAGGUGCCAGGCCUCUCUCCCACAACGUCCCCAGGAUCGGGCUUGUCUUCACAGACGGGCGCUCCCAGGAUGACAUCUCCGAAUGGGCCAGGAGAGCAAAGGAGUCAGGGAUUGUCAUGUUCGCCGUGGGUGUCGGCAAGGCCGUGGAAGAGGAGCUGAGAGCCAUCGCCUCCGAGCCGGUGGAGCAGCACUUCUCCUACUCGGCAGACUUUACCACCAUGACCCACCUCGUGGAGAACUUCAAGCUGAACAUCUGCCCAGAGGAGGGCAAAGGGGAGACGGAGAUCCGCAGCCCAUGCGAGUGCGAGGCACUGGUGCAGUUCCAGACGAACACCGUGGCCAUCCUGCAGAGCCUGACCGAGAAAAUUGCUCAGAUGACGGCCAGACUCGAAGACUUGGAAAAGCAGAUAGCCAACAAGAAGUGAUCCUUGCAGAGGGCUGCAACGCUUGGACAGGGCACGGGGACGUACAGUAGCUACGUGGCAUUUUUAUUGCUAGGUUAUUGUAAAGCAUCAGUGUUUGUUCUUGUAUCGCAAAAUCCCGAGGGGGAUGCGGAGUGUAUUUAAAAA
Molecule: messenger RNA, 1647 nt
Organism: Charadrius vociferus (killdeer)
Lineage: Eukaryota; Metazoa; Chordata; Aves; Charadriiformes; Charadriidae
Gene: MATN4
Product: matrilin 4
Exons: 8
Coding region: 1-1503 (500 amino acids)
Molecular function (GO): calcium ion binding
Source: RefSeq, a predicted model, not a curated record